Molecule: messenger RNA, 564 nt
Organism: Stylonychia lemnae
Lineage: Eukaryota; Ciliophora; Spirotrichea; Sporadotrichida; Oxytrichidae
Source: the annotation of a GenBank genome assembly
AUGGGGAUAAAUGGAAUAUUGAUAUAGGAGAUUGAUGGACAAAUAUAAAUCGAAAUAAAGACCAGUUAGUUUUCAGAAAUUUACUGCUAAAAAUCUGGAGUCAUCAACCUUAUUUAAGGUUCAUAAUAAAUUUAAAUAGAUUAAGUCAAUGUUAAAAACAUAUUUAGUACAACUAAUGGAGGUUUUAUUUAUCUUGGUUAAAAUCUGACACUUUCAUCCAUUAAUAUUUAAAAUUCAGUUUUUGAAAAUCUUCUUGCUUUUGAUGGAUCAUUAUUGUUUAUAGACGAGUCAAAUAUUUCUUCAGAUCUAAGUAUUGUAUUAAUCCAGAAUAAUUUCACCUUUAGCAUGAGAAACUUAUCUUGGCUAUCUGCUGAUUAUAAUUUAAAAACAGAUGAUAGACUUAUUCAAAGUAAGUCUGAAAAUGCAAAUAUUGCCAUUGAGAAAUGCUGUUUCUUAUUCUUCGAUACCAAUAAUUCAAAUAAGCUUAUAUAUCUUCAGAAUUUUAAGACUUUUAGUUUAAUAACUUAUGCUUUAAAGCCAAACUAACAUCAGUGCUAAGUUUGA